AUGAAUAUAACUUUAACAUUUUACUAUUAUCACAGUAAACAGUCUAUUAUAUAGGAAUCACAGGUCGAUCAAGAACACAUUAGGCAAAUAUUGAUUUUGCGAAUGGUAAUCUAACGAUAACAUCUUCAGGUUUUCUCCUUCGAAAUAUAUUCUCCACAAAGUUGCGUUUCAAAUUUUUCCAACGUGCCGCGAAGACGGAGUCGUGGCUGCUCGGCCAAUAUGCAUCGAGUGCGGCGUGGUGGCGCGCAUGUCACAUCGCCGGCCGCCGCAAGGUCUGGGUCUCGGGCUGCGGGCGCGGGGACGAGUCGACGCGCGCGAUGCCGUCCGUCGCUCGCGGAUAGCAGUCGUUUAAAGCCGGUCGUUGGUCUCCCCUACAGUGUACGACGGUGGCAAGGUGGUGCUUCGGUGUCUCGUGAGAGAGAAGCGCGAACGGUGAGUGCUCACACGUACGUCGAAGUGCUUCGUUUUUUUCGAUAACGGCAACGAAAUGGCAGCGGUAUCGUUUCGGGCGAUUUUCGUCGUGCGGUGGUGCGAGAUGAACCGUCUGGUCGCCACGAGAAGGUACCAAAAGGAAACAUGGUGCCGACGGUGGUGGCACAUCUCUCACAGGACCUUUUCCCUAACGGCCAGUUCCUAUUCGCCGACGUUAAAUCCACUUUUGAUGAAACAACUGAAUGAGCCUAAAGCCACGGAAAAACAAACGAAGAAAACUGCAAGCGCUACGUCGGCAGAAAACAUAGAGAGCCAGAGUGCCGAAUCAGCCGGUUUGGAAGUUACUGUGGCAUAUCAUCGAGGGCUUCCCAGAAUCACGGUGCCUCUUCCAUCCAGAAGAGAACAUUGCUCGUUCACAAUGAAGCCAAUAACGCAUACGGUUGGCAAUUUUAUAGAUAUGUUAAAAACAGAGGAUCGUGGCAUCGAUCGAGCAUGCAUAACAUCGCUAGAUGGCAUCAGGAUAGCUUCCAGUAACACGAUAGAAUCUCUUUUAGAAGAGGAUUUCAAAUUAAUCAUAAACGAUAACGAAUAUGUUGUCACGCCGCCGUUACAAGAAAGGUGCACGACAGAGGAUCUACAGAAACUUGGAGACGUACAAGCACUCGUGAAUCAACUACACGAGGCGUUCAACGUGCGAGAAUAUCAAGUCGACAUGGAGAGAUCAGCUCUCGCCGAACUGGAAGAUAUUAGAUUACAGCUAGUACCUUUGGAGCAGAAAUUGCAAGAGAUACAAAACGCUGCUUCGAAGAGGGCAAAUUUCUUCGUCUGGACGUUCCUAAUUAUGAUGUCUAUCCAAUUCGGGGCAUUAGCUAGAUUAACUUGGUGGGAAUACUCGUGGGAUAUAAUGGAACCCGUAACUUAUUUCGUAACUUACGGCACUACUAUGAUGUGGUUCAUUUAUUACCUCGUCACCAGACAGGAAUACAUGUUGCCGGAUGUGUUAAAUAGACGUCACCUCAUUGUGCUUCAUAGAAGAGCGCGGAAAGUCGGUCUCGAUCUCAACUUAUACAAUUCACUGAAGGAGCGGGCCUACGAAUUAGAAACCACUUUGAAAAUUAUUCGCGGCCCUCUGCACGAUUAUAAGACUCAACUGCAGCGAAAGCAACGUUCUAGAUCCAGUUCCAGCAGCUCAAGAUCACCAAGUUCCUCGCCUAGUCCCAGUCCUCGUCGAGAGGCAUCCUACACAUAUUUAUAGCGUGUGCAAACUCAAAUGACCCAAACAAAAUGUUAGCAAUGUUGGCAGAUUAUUGUCAAUCUGCCAACAUUGCUAACUAUUGACUGUUCGUUAUGGUUCGAAAUUGCACAACAAUAUAUUUAUUUAUUAUAAUACACAAAGUCUCUUAAAUUCAUUAUCAAGCAUGGAACAUCAACGCGUAAGUUAGUAAGAAAGGUGCGCGUUACACAAAAAAAGUCGAACAAGAGGUACCAUCUAUUCCAAGAGAUAGAAUUAAAAACACAAGCAUAGAAAUACACAUGUGAAGGAUUGCUAUUCUCAACACCAACAUUUGACUAUCUGGGAAUAUUUCAACCCUUGUUUCAUGACGUCUAGUGUACUUCUCUUUUACAUUUUUCUCUAAUGUCUUCCAAACAAGUCGACAACAUUGAUAUUUGAUAACCGCCAUAUUUUAAUGUCUGGUAAACGCGCGUGAUGAGAUUUGGUUACCGCCGAUAUCACUUGGAAGAUUAAGUCGAGAUCUGAAAUAUCACUGCGGAUUACUUUACGCAACACCUUGACUAAAUUUUAUAUUCCACGUUUGAGACGUUUCGGAAUGUUCAGUUGCGACCUGACUUUAGAAAUGUCUUUUUCGGAGCUGGUCUCUUGGUCGGACACCUCAUCUAUUAACACUAUAAUUUUGGUUUAUUUUCGUCCGCGUAAAACAAUAUUUGUCGGAUAAACCCUCCUUAUCAGCUAUUUCAUAAGCCUCUGCAUACCCAUUCGCAUAAUUCAAGCACAGAAGGUUUCUAUUUUUUUGAAUCUCUCCCUCUAUAUUUUAGAUACACCGCUCUCUUGUACCUUAAAUCAUAAAUAGAAUAUCUUUCAGCGUCGCAACGCGUCACGGCAACCCAAGCUUUUAAAUCAACUUUAGUUAUGUAUUAUUUACAGGUUUUUUUCUUCCCUUUAGCAUUUUUCAUAUUCUUCUCCAUAAAAGUCUUGGUCCAUGAAUCUUGAAAAUUUUCCCCAGUAUUCUCGUUUUAUUUUAUCUAUUCUUUGAUGUUCACUCUGUUUCUCAUCAGGACAUAUUUCUCUCAAGCUAGGUCAGUUUUAUCACUUCUAUACUUUAGGUAUAUUGCUCUCUUUUCGGCUGCCAUUUUCUUAACUUCAUUGGUUUGUGGUUUGUGGUUUGUGGUUUAUUCUGUCAGAGUUAGUUUUCCUUUUAUCUAUCGCUUUAUCUGUAGCUCUAACAAUGUUGCAGGAUAUGUUCUGUCAAGCUUCUUUGACACCAUCUCCUUUAGUGACUGGAUUGUUGAUUAAUAAAAAUGCACAAUAAUGAUCUCUUCUUGUAAACUUCAAUCAGUUGUAGUGUAUAUUCUGACCAUUACAUGAUGCUGUGUAUUUUAUUAAAUACUUUGUAAUUUUAUUAAAUAGAUCUCUAGGUUGGUAUGUGUGAUCAUGUGAUUCUAUUUCUUGGCAUAUGUUUGUAAAAUAAGUGUUCUUAUUCUUAAUAAUGUAUGCACAUUCAAUUUCUCUACUUAUAUUCCGGAAUUCUACUUUCUCAUGUUCUGUUCUAAACCGUUAUGUGCUAUUAGUCUUCUAUCCUCUAUUUUUGUUAAGGUUUUAUCAGAAAUUCAGUGUUUACGUUUCUCCUUUUUUAACAUUUGUUGUUUUUGAGUUGCAUUAGAAACGCACAAUUUUAUUUUGUCCCAUAUUUGUUGCGGUGGUAUAUUAUCACUGACAGCGGGCAUUGUUUCUUUUAUUGUCUGUUGAAACUCCGAUACAUUAUUGGAGAUUUCCAUGUGACGAGGAUACUGCAGUCUUAUUGCUAUUUUAAAUGUUAUGCGUAAUCUCGCUACCAGUAGAUUGUAAUCUUAUCCGCAAAUCGUUCCAGGAUAUGUUCUUAUUGUUGAGAAAGCAGAUCUCCAUCGAGAAUUUGAAAGUAUGAAAUCUGUUUGGUUACGAGCUCCAUUACAGGGUUACAGGGCUUGCUCACGUGUACAGCCUUUGUGGCAAAAAGUGUUCAUGAUGGUCAAAUUGUUCUCUACAGCAAACUCUAGUAAACGCUUACCUUUCUCGUUUCUUACAAUUUCGAUAUGCAUAAUUAUUGUAUAUAUAUAUUACAUACAAAGUGGUAUUAUGACAUACAUCGACGUUGAUGUUAUUGUAUAUACACAGUUUUUCAUAAAAUCAACGAAAUAGCUAAUUUAUUAAUAAUAUAAUUUAGUACUCUAAGUAAAGAUAAGGAUAAAAAGUUUAUCUCUAAGUAAAAGAAGAUAUUUGAAUAGCUAUUACAAUGUAAAUAUAAUUUCAAUACAUGAACAUUAUUUUUUCCAUUAAUUUUACUGUUGAACAUUUGCACAAAUAAAAAUCUAUCCAAAAAACCACGAUCCAAAGAAAUAUUAACAGUAGAAAAAAUAGAUUUAUACACUUGCCUGCUCACUCUUAUUGUCCUAUGAUAUUAAUGCUACUUACAAAAGUAUUUAAUGUUCCUUCAAAACUAUCCAUCAAAAAUUUCUAAUUCUUAGAUAAUCAAACUCUCUUUACUAUACAGAAUAUUAUAUGAUUAGAGAAGUAAAACGCACCACACUAUCUCAUUUAGCAUCAUUGCUCUUAAUAGAUGCAGCACGAAUAAUACUACUAUUAGUGUUAUGCUAUUCUAAACAAUAUUCACGAAAGUAUCAUAAUGUAAGAAACGCACAUAGAUUAAGCUUUUAAAACUAAAGAACUUCUCGCUUUCGUAAAAUCUAUCCGUCCGUUGAGAUGGUUUGUUAAACUCAUAAUCAGCUUUAUUUUUCUUAUACUUAUGCUAACAAUCUAACAAAAAGGUAGAAAAGUUUAAUAGAAUUGUUCUAUUCCGUGUUAAUGCUACAAAAGCUAUCUUUAUAAUCAUUUAUUUUGCCAAGAUGUUAAUUCCUGACUAGGUUCCUGACAAUCUCCUGUCGAAAUUAAAAUAUAUUUAAUUAAAUGAUUCUAAAGAUAGCAUCUUGUUAAAUUUUUAUGUCU
Molecule: messenger RNA, 4651 nt
Organism: Linepithema humile (Argentine ant)
Lineage: Eukaryota; Metazoa; Arthropoda; Insecta; Hymenoptera; Formicidae
Gene: MCU
Product: mitochondrial calcium uniporter
Biological process (GO): mitochondrial calcium ion homeostasis; calcium import into the mitochondrion
Cellular component (GO): uniplex complex; mitochondrial inner membrane
Molecular function (GO): uniporter activity; calcium channel activity
Source: RefSeq, a predicted model, not a curated record